AUGAUUCAUGGCUUAUGCAAGAAGAAACUAACUGGGGGAUAUACCGGUAAUGUCUAUCACGAAUUUAAUGAUGGGAUUAUGCCGUUGUUCAUUACUUCCCAGCGUUUCAACAAGAAGGUUGUGUUUGUCAUUCUCGAGUACCAUAAUUGGUGGGUGACGAAAUAUGGAGACAUUGUUUCUCAACCAUUAGAUUAUCAACCUAUAGAUUUUAGUGGAGAUACAAGAACUCAUUGCUUCCCUGAGGUCAUCGUUGGUCUGAGGAUUCACGACGAGCUCACUGUGGAUUCCUCACUGAUGGAGGGAAAUGUGAGCAUUGUUGACUUUCGAAAUCUUCUAGACCGAGCCUACUGGCCUCGAAUUAGAAGUCUUAUUCAAGACGAGGAAUGGGAAGCACUGGAGAAGUAUUCUGCGUCUCUGGCAUUUGAAAGCUCUUUCGAACCUGAGAGUGAAAUGCAAGAAGAUCAAUUCAAGAAGCCAAAGCUGCUCAUCAUAUCUCGAAAUGGAUCAAGAGCGAUAACCAAUGAGAAUUUCUUAGUUAGAAUGGCUGAGCAAAUUGGGUUUGAAGUUAAUGUUUUGAGACCUGACCGCAAGACAGAGUUAGCAAAGAUUUAUCGGGCCCUUAAUGCGAGUGAUGUCAUGAUCGGGGUUCAUGGCGCUGCCAUGACACAUUUUAUGUUCAUGAGGCCUGGGUCUGUGUUCAUCCAAGUUGUUCCCCUAGGAAUUGAGUGGACAGCGGAGGAAUACUAUGGGGAACCUGCAAGGAAGCUCGGGUUGAAAUACAUCGGCAUCCAAGUUUGUCUAUUAAUAUAGGUAUCUUUCUCUUGCAUGUCUAUUUGUAUAGGCAUGCUCAAUGAAACUUUUGUUACUUGGUAUGUAAACUAUUGUUGCUGUUAUGCUUUGGUGGUUAGUCUUACAGCCUGCUGGCAGUUAUGAAUCUUCCAUGAUAUUUUGCAGUUAUGAAUCUUUCUGAUUUCUGAUAGCACGGAUGAUGUUAAACAAACAUGAUCUCCAAAUUUCUCACCAAAAGGAGCAGAAGAUAACAAGAAUCCUCUGAAGCCAACCAAGAGGACAAAGUGGUCAUGUCCGGUUGAAAGCUUACCUUGAUAAACAAGCGUUAUUCGGUCUAGAGAAGGCGACAUGAGAGCUUACCUUGGUAAACAAGCAUUAUUUGUGCCAAGAAUAGUCUUUUCGUUUUCUAUUCUCUUGAUGAUUCUUUACUUUCUAGCGAUAGAUAGGACAACUUGAAUCAAUGAAAUUAAUUUACCUAGUUGUUUUUCAACUUCUUUUCCGGUUAUUUUUAAGGUCGGGUAUUUGAUAAAUUGAAUUGAGCAUUGGUCGUUGCUUCCUUCAGUUUUGUAUUCACUAGUUGUAUUCAUAUAUAUUAUCUUGGAACCAAUGAAGCCGG
This is a messenger RNA of Malus domestica (apple), 1405 nucleotides long. Its product is annotated as xylan glycosyltransferase MUCI21-like. Gene Ontology annotation, molecular function: glycosyltransferase activity. The record is from RefSeq and is a predicted model, not a curated record. Lineage: Eukaryota; Viridiplantae; Streptophyta; Magnoliopsida; Rosales; Rosaceae.